Pyricularia grisea is the source of this 2115-nucleotide messenger RNA. RefSeq lists its product as uncharacterized. The coding region runs from base 82 to 1098 and encodes 338 amino acids. The transcript is spliced from 2 exons. The record is from RefSeq and is a predicted model, not a curated record. NCBI's taxonomy places the organism in Eukaryota, Fungi, Ascomycota, Sordariomycetes, Magnaporthales, Pyriculariaceae. Gene Ontology annotation, cellular component: Mis6-Sim4 complex; kinetochore.
CGCGUCAAAGCAACUUAAUCACCAGAGGCUCAGACUAGUAACAAAAGCACAUUCUUUCUGGGUUAUUUUGAGCCUCGAAUCAUGUCCACAGCCUUGGAUAAUGAGUUGGAAAGCUUGAGGAAGCGAGCUGAGCACCUAAGGGCUGAGGUCAAGCUGCGUGCAUCAACGCUACUCCUGAAUCCCGUAGCUGCAACCCACAUUUUGGACGAGCAACCAACGCAGGCAGCACCAGCACCAGCGCUACUGUUGCCGACGCCGCCCUCCAAGUCCAGGAGUAAAUCAUCGUCCAAUGCGCCACUUGGUCCCAAGCAACGCGACCUGUUGAAAGAACGUCGCGCCAAGCAAGCCACCCAUGACCAGCGCAACACGUACCGCACCUGCGCUGGCAUCACCACGUUCAAGGUCCGUGACCCGGAUCCGGCGGCAGUCGACGGCGGCGCCGUGCUCGGUGUGCGCAUUGAGGUCAUGCGCAGCGCCCGGUUCAUGCGCCCCUUUUACGUCCUGCUCAACCGGCCGUGGGAAAAGGAUGCCGCGGCCAAGAGGUACCUACGCGUCCACCGCCACACCCUGCCUGCUGCCAUACCGCUGGCCGGGCUCGCUGCUCGUUACCUACCGGUCCCGCGGUCCGCUUCUUCCGGCAAGCAGCCAAGGCAGGACCUGGGGGCUUUCGUCCGCAGGCUGAGGAGGGAGCUUGUGCGCUAUCACCAACGUCUCGGCGCUGUUUCUGACCUCCGCGCUAUUGUUGGUUUAGAUGACAAGUCUAAGGCUCAUGUCACCACCCCAGCAGACGAGCGGCCAGAGGCCGUCGUCAUGAAGUCGAUAGAAGACGACCGCGAGUCCCGCGCAAGGCAACGGCGGGCAGUGGCUGGGAUCGUUGACAUUGAGCCGGUUGACACGGCAGCGACGCAGUUCAGGUUCGAUUGGCGCGACGGUCGCGUCGGACGGCUCGUCAUCGGCCCGGGUGGCGAGGUAUUGCAGUCGGUUGUGGUUCUGCCAGACGGAGGCCGCGAUCGCGUCACGCAGCAAGACGUCUUUGGCGAUUGUGCAAGGAUCGAGGAUGUCGUUGCAAAGCUUCGCGGGCCACUUGGUGGCACCUAGACGCUUGCAUCCAGCUUAGUGUUUGGGUCGCUAAGAGGACAGCCAAGGAAUGGGGUCCAAAGACCGUGCUGGUUGGUAGCGCUUUGCAUUUAGUCAUCGUCCAUGGCUGAAUUUCAAACGCUUGCUGCUGUAAUGCGCUCCAGCCGGCAGUGACUGGUUAGAAUGCUAUCCAGUGUGGGCAGGGCACGAUAUUAAGCUUCCGUCUGGUCACGGCUACAACACCGCUUCCAAACGUAUGUGUACCAACAACGAGGUGAAGUAUGGACCUCAAUCCGGCCGAGGAUUGUUCUAUCAUUCGUCUUGUGUCUUUCUCGACCUAGUCCAGGUGUACAACACAAUGACUACUAGCGCGAGGCGAAAUCCGAGUGUACAAUAUUUCACCCGACUGGUAAAAUAAUUUAUGGCCGAGUUACAAGCGAGCGCACGACCAGCAAAGAAAAAUAGCGUCCUUGUGACAAGCGGCGAAUAUGCUCAAGCCUGAUUGUUGUUUUCUUUGCAGGCAUGUUUGGCGCACAAGGCAAAGCUUAUUCGACACGGCUGUUACCAUUCAACACCACAAGACGAAACUGAAGAGUUCAAAAAAAAAACUGCUAUUUUUCAGUAACCCAGGGAUCUGGAUGAGCCUUGAGCGCGGUUUCCCGGCAUCGGCCCAGCCCUGCCGGCGAACGCAUGGUCUGUGUAUGGGUGGGUGCUUGCGUUCGGCCCCUCUAUGGUAUCUUGGGUUCAACCGGCAGAUGCGGUUCCCUACCAUCAAAAACACUCCACCACGGUCUGGGUGGAACUGCGUGUUCUGUGUGCGGGUGAAACCCCAGAAAAACGUCAGCUCACGGCCGCGCCGAGUCCUUUGUUGUUGUCCUCCCUCGAGAUGACUCAGGUUUGUGUUCUCCGGGGGACACGGAUAUUCGAGGAUUUUGGGAUGCAACAAUGGGUAACCCGGAAAGAAAAACAAAAUGUGAGACUUCUGAAGGGGGUGAGGGGGUGAGACAGAGAUACAUCUGGGUAGCACAUGAAAGAGGA